Molecule: messenger RNA, 6509 nt
Organism: Anneissia japonica
Lineage: Eukaryota; Metazoa; Echinodermata; Crinoidea; Comatulida; Comatulidae
Exons: 7
Coding region: 92-5848 (1918 amino acids)
Biological process (GO): regulation of apoptotic process
Molecular function (GO): protein binding
Source: RefSeq, a predicted model, not a curated record
GUUAGAUAGGCCUAAACGUCGGAUAAAACCGGAUGGCAGCCUACGGACAUAUAUUCAAUGGAAAGGGUUGAUAUUGUUUAACCGAGUCAUCAUGGAAGGAGACACAUCAAAAGGAAUAUCUGAUGAUGAUUUCAGGGAGAUAUUAAUAUCCAUGUCAGGAUGGUAUGAUCGCCAUGGAUACAUCAAUAUGCUGAAAGUUUUGUACAGAGAUCUUGUAACUAAACCUGAUAAGCUAUAUGCUGCCACCAAGGUGAUUGAAUUGUUUGAAUUAUUACAUACCUCUGGACUUUUAAGUCCCGCCGAUCUGACGGUACUCUACGAUACUAUCAAUGUAACUAAGCCAUUUGGCUUGGAACCAGAAAUAGGAAUGUUGUCAAUGACAACACUUUUUGAUAUCAGGGCAGUCAUAGUAUCAAAAUUUGCACCUAACAGACAAAGUCUGAUCAAGUUUGUAGAAAGUCUCACUGACAAUGAUGUCAAGAAGAUCUCAAAACUUUACUGCUGUGAACAAAACAUCGACAAAUGGGGAUUAAUUGUGGACUUGGAGCAUAGAGGCAAGAUUUGUGAAGAAAACAUGGAUGACUUUUUGAAAAAGUUAACAACAUAUCUCAUUAUUGAUUCAAAUAAUGAUCCUCUAGGACUGAGGACUGGCAAAAGUAACAAGGAUUCUAUACAAGAAACUACCUCAGGAAUAUCUACAGCAGAUAUCGAAGGAGAGGUAAUGUUGACUGGUUAUACAGUCACUGGUGGAACGCUGACUUGUGACACAGAAGCUGGCCCAAGUACAUCUACAGGUACUGCAAUAGGAACUCAGUUUGUUAACUGCAAUAUUACUGACUCAGUUAUUAACAUAGUUAAUAAUACAAUUCAAUUACCUGCUACACAAGACAAUGCAACAAGACCAAGUGAAGAUGAUGUUAUUAAAAAUUAUCUACUAAGUACUCAACUGCAAUUGUGCCGUAAUGCCACCCGGUUCACCCCAGCAACUUUAAAUACGAGAUACCAAGUAGACAUUGCCCAUAUGUUCACUGAUCUGGACCUACUUAAGGAAAAUAAAAAGAAGCAAGAUGUCAAGCCAACAACUUUAAAGGAGGUUUUAAAGAUUAUCAAAUCCACACCUGCAUGUAAAGUUCUACUUGAAGGUGAGGGUGGUAUUGGUAAAUCAACCCUCCUCAGGUACAUAGCUUACAACUGGGCCACAGAUGAAUCAGAUGAAACCUUCAAAGGUAAAAUAGUCUUUCUUGUCAAUAUAUCUUCUAUUGGCAAAGGUGAAUCUGUUUUAGAUGGUAUUUUAAAACAAAUAGACAUUGAGGAUUUUUGUCUUAAAACAAAUCUUAGUCAAGAUCCUAUAAUAAAACAAUAUAUUUGGAAUCAUGAUAAUGACAUUGUAUUAUUGUUGGAUGGAUUAGAUGAACUGAAAGAUGGUAGUAAGAGUCCAAUAAGCUUUUUCAAAAAUCAAAAUAUGCCUAAAUGCAAAGUAAUACUAACAUCAAGAUCUGACAAGAAAAUAGAUAAUUUUGUUAAAGAGAGCAGCAUACAUGUGAAAGUGAAGGGAUUCAAUGCAGGUAAUAUAAAGAAUUACAUUAAGAAACAUUUCCAUUUUUUUGGAGAACCUGCAUUAGGAGACUCACUUGUAGAUGAGCUUUUUUUAGGAUAUAAACAUGCGGACAUCAAUUUAAUGUGCAAGAAUCCAAUGUUGCUUCUGUCAGUAUGCAUUAUGUGGGAAGAAAGGCAACACCUUCCAGCUGAUAAAACUGACCUCUUUAAAGAGAUUUUUAGAACCAUCUUGAAUCAGUUUAUUGACAGACACGCAGAUAAAGAGCAAAAAAUCUCAAUAUUUAAAAAUAUUCCACAGAAGUAUGUUGAACCGAUGCUUUUGUUAGGGAAAUGUAUGUAUAAUGGCUUAAAAAGAAACCAACUUUCAAUAAACAAAGCAGAUUUGGAAGGAAAAGAAGAGAUUGUUGCCUUAGCUUUAAAACUGGGAUUUGUGUACAAAGAUACACCAAACCUAAAAUCUGAUUUUGAAGAGAUUUUUACAGCUCCUCACAAGUUAAUAGUAGAGUCAUUGGUAGGGUUUUACCUUUACAAACUAUGUCAGGUAGCAGGAUUGCAGAGCCAAUGUUCAGAGGACAUGAAAAGGUUACUUCAUCCGUUGGAUGAUAGUGAAUGGAAUAUUAUAAUAGAAAGUGAACACUUAUACAUUGCAAAAGAGUUUGCAAUUGGAUUUUUAGGUCCUGAUGCUUGCAUGUUUUUAAGUCAUUGGAUAACAAAUAGUCUCGCAACAUAUCGCUCUUUAAUGGCAUAUUUUAAAUUUGUAAAAAUAGAGCACAGGAUUACUGUAGAAAAGGCAUUAAUAAAGUAUAUGACUGAAAAAAACUUAAAAAUAAUGCCACAUAUAAAUGAGAUAUGUAAAUCACUAAGAAAAUUUAUCCAUCAAGUUAUUCCUUAUGUAGAGAUAAAUCCAAACGAGUGUUUCAUCCACAUUAUGCAACGAUUUUACAAUAUAAGAUUAUCUGUUGGUGGAAUUGAUGUGAUAACUCACAUUGGAUCUUUUUGUAAAGAAAUGUCAUCUGAAGAAAAAGGUAAAAUGAUUGCCCACAUACUGAUUGCCGUAUCAGAUCAAAGUGAUAUUUUGAAAAUAGUAAAUAGACUAUGUGGUCGUGAUGAUAUUAAAUACUUAAAAGCUGAAUGUCAGAAACUGAAUUUCAAAUAUGAUAUAACAUACUUAGACUUGUGUAACUUAAGUACUGCUUCAUAUAUGGUUCAUCUGCUUAGUAAUGCACCACAACUUGAAUAUUUGCAGUGCUUCUCAAAUUGCGUUACAGGUGCUAUUAUGAAUGAUGUGAUGAAAGACUGUUCUAUACAAGUAGUUAAGUUAGAAGAAUUAAAGGAGCUAAAUAUCAGUGGAAAUAAUUUCAGCAACAUUGAUGGUUCAUCAUUAUCCUCUUUAUUACUUAUUGCUCCUACACUGACUAAACUUAACUUGAGUAAUUGCAGUCUAUCAGGUGUUAUUAUGAAUGAUGUGAUCAGAGGGUGUUGUUGUCAAGAAUUCAAGUUGGAAUUAAAGGAGCUUAAUAUCAGUGAUAAUAAUCUCAGCAACAUUGAUGGUUCAUCAUUUGCAUCCUUAUUCAUCGCUCCUACACUGAGUAAGCUUAACAUGUGUAACUGCAGUCUAUCAGGUGUUAUUAUAAAUGAUAUGAUCAGAGAGUGUUGCAGUGAAGGGGUUCAGUUAGAAUUAGAGGUUCUUGAUAUUAGUAAUAAUAAUAAUCUCAACAACAUUGAUGGGUCUUUGUUUGCAUCUUUAUUGGGAAUUACUUCUAAACUUGAAUCGCUAUUAAUGAGUAAUGGCAGUUCAUAUAUAGUCUAUAAUCUGCAUGGCUUGUAUAUCAGUGGUACUACUUCCAUCAAUAUUGAUGGCUCCUCAUUAGCAGCUUUAUUAAUUACUUUUGAACGGAAUAGGCUUGCAUUGAUUAAUUGCAGUCUAUCAGGUGUUAUUAUGAAUGAUAUGAUCAAAGAGUGUUUUAGUAGUGGAGUCAGGUUAAAAUUAACGGAGCUUGAUGUAAAUAGUAAUAAUCUCAGCAGCAUUGAUGGUUCAUUAUUAGCAUCCUUAUUGGAUAUUGCUCCGGAAGUGAGUCAUCUUAACAUGAAUAAUUGCAGUCUAUCAGGUGAUAUUAUUAAUGAUAUGAUCAGAAAGUGUUGUAGUACAGGAGUCAAUUUACAAUUAAUUGAGCUUAGUAUCAGUGGUAAUAAUUUCAGCAACAUUGAUGGUUCCUCAUUUUCAUCCAUAUUUAUUACUCCUACACUGAGUAGUCUUGACAUGAGUAAUUGCAUUAUAUCAGGUGAUAUUAUGAAUGAUAUGAUCAGAGAGUUUUGUAAUAGAGGAUUUAAUUCAGUAUUAGUGGAGGUUGAUAUUAAUGGUAAUAAUCUCAGCAACAUUGAUGGUUCAUUAUUAGCAUCUUUGUUGGUUAUUACUCCUUUGCAGUAUCUUAACAUGAGUAAUUGCAGUCUAUCAGGUGUUAUUAUGGAUGAUAUGAUCAGGGAGUGUUGUAGUAAGGGAGUUGAUUUAGAAUUAGUGGAGCUUGAUAUUAAUAGUAAUUACCUCAGCAGAAUUAAUGGUUCAUUAUUAGCAUCUUUAUCGGUUAUUGCUUAUAAGAUGAGUAGUAUUAACAUGAGUAAUUGCAGUCUAUCAGGUGCUAUUAUGACUGAUAUGAUCAGAGAGUGUUGUUAUCUAGGAAUCAGGUUAGAAUUAAUUAAGCUUGACAUCAGUGAUAAUAAUCUCAGCAGCAUUGAUGGUUCAUUAUUAUCAUCUUUAUUAAUUAUUGCUCCGGGAAUGAGUAAUCUUAACUUGAGUAAUUGCCGUCUUUCAUGUGCUAUUAUGAUUAAUAUGAUAAGGGAGUGUUGUAGUAGAGGAGUCGGGUUAAAAUUAAAGGAGCUUCAUAUCAGUGAUAAUAAUCUCAUCAGCAUUGAUGGUUCAUUAUUAUCAUCUUUAUUCGUUUUUGCUCCAGAAAUUAGUAACCUCAACAUCAGUAAUUGCUGUUUUUCAGGUGCUAUUAUAAAUAAUAUGAUCAGAGUGUGUUGUAGUAGAGGAUUUAGGUUAAAAUUAAAGGAGCUUCAUAUCAGUGAUAAUUAUCUAAGCAGCAUAGAUGGUUCAUUAUUAACAUCUUUAUUCAUUAUUGCUCAUAAAAUUAGUAAUAUUAACAUGAGUAAUUGCAGUCUAUCAGGUGCUAUUAUGACUGAUAUGAUCAGAGAGUGUUGUAGUCUAGGAGUCAGUUUAGAACUAAUUAAGCUUGAUAUCAGUGAUAAUAAUCUCAGCAGCAUUGAUGGUUCAUUAUUAUCAUCUUUAUUGGUUAUUGCUCCAGAAAUUAGUGACCUUAACAUGAGUAAUUGCUGUUUUUCAGGUGCUAUUAUAAAUAAUAUGAUUAGAGAGUGUUGUAGUAGAGGACUUAGGUUAAAAUUAAAGGAGCUUCGUAUCAGUGAUAAUUAUCUCAGCAGCACUGAUGGUUCAUUAUUAACGUCUUUAUUGGUUAUUGCUCAUAAAAUGUGUAAUAUUAACAUGAGUAAUUGCAGUCUAUCAGGUGCUAUUAUGACUGAUAUGAUCAGAGAGUGUUGUAGUCUUGGAGUCAGUUUGAAAUUAAUUAAACUUGAUAUCAGUGACAAUAAUCUCAGCAACAUUGAUGGUUCAUUAUUAUCAUCUUUAUUGUUUAUUGCUCCGGAAAUGAGUAUUCUUAACAUGAGUAAUUGCUGUUUUUCAGGUGCUAUUAUAAAUAAUAUGAUCAGAGAGUGUUGUAGUAGAGGAUUUAGGUUAAAAUUGAAGGAGCUUCAUAUCAGUGAUAAUAAUCUCAACAGCAUUGAUGUUUCAUUAUUAACAUCUUUAUUGGUUAUUGCUCCGAAAAUGAGUAAUGUUAUAAUGAGCAAUUGCAAUCUAUCAGGUGAUAUUAUGAAUUAUUUGAUGAGAGAGUGUUGUAGUAGAGGAGUCAAUUUACAAUUAGUGGAGCUUAAUAUCAGUGGUAAUAAUUUCAACAAAAUUGAUGGUUCAUCAUUAGCAACUUUAAUGGUCAUUGCUCCUACACUGAAAAAUCUUAACAUGCGAAAUUGCAAUCUAUCAGGUGCUAUCAUGAAUGAUAUGAUCAGAGAUUGUUCUAGUAGAAGAGUAAAGUUAGAAUUAAAGAAGCUUGAUAUCUGUGAUAAUAAUGUCAGCAACAUUGAUGCUUCAUCAUUAGCAUCUUUAUUGGUUAUUGCUCCUACACUGAGUAAUCUUAACAUGAGGAAUUGCAAUCUAUCACAUUUUAUUAUGAAUGAAAUGAUCAAAGAUUGUGGUAACAGACAAGUCAAAUUGGAAUUAGUAUAAGAAUUUUAGGAAUAAAUAAUCAAUAAUUAUUAAUCAUGGCAAUAUCAAUUUUCCAUUAUUGAGUUAUUACAUCUAAAUUAAAAUUAAUUUUCUUUUAAUCCUCUACUGAAUGUUACAAUUUUUUUUAAUUUCAUUUAUUUCGCCUUGUUUAAUGAUAUAACCAGAGUUUAAAACAAGUAUGGAUAAUCUUAGCAACAUUAGUUUUCACUGGCUUUCUGGAAUCAUUUUAUAUCAUGUUUGAAAUUGGUUAUGAAUGAAGUGUUCUAACAAAGGAAUUAUGCCCUGAUUUUCCUGAUCCUCAUUACCUUCUUUAUUUUUAAUUUUGUUUGUAACUGAAUUGUUUAAAAUCUCUGUAUGGGUGAUUACAGUCAGGUGUUAUUGAUGAGUGUUUUCGAAGUGUGGUUACAUUAGUAAAGAUUACUAUCUUUAAUAUUCCUGAUAAUAUUUUAUGAGAGUGUUCUACUAGUGUGGUCAUUAGUAGUGAUUACCAUCUUCAUGUUCUCUGAUAGUAUUCUAUCUAUGUUUAAAUAAAUGUUAUGAAACUUAUUUACAUUUAGAACUGGUAUUAGUCUAUAAGUUCUUUUAUUUUAUUCAUAUUUAUAACAAUAACAGUAAUAGAAAUAAUGUAAUGUCAAACAAUGAUACCAACGAGAGCAGUAGU